AAGACUGAACGAUGUCAAACCCGGACAAGCGAUUCCUUCUCACACAAUAUUUUAAAGGUCUUUUUUAAUAAUUGAAAUUGCAUAUAAUUUUUUGUGUUUACCUACCGAAACAUUGAACGUGUAUUGAAACGUGGUGCAGGUUGCUUAAACGUUAACCAUGUCAAACCGCAUCGCUUUCCAGACGCAGUUAGCUUCCAUUAUGGAGGUGCUGGCCAAUGCAGCGGUGGCUGAGAUAUGUAAACUCGUAGACGAUGACUAUGCGGUUAUUAACUUACAAAUGACUCAAUGUCAGCGUGAAAACAAAGCCUUGAAGAGAAAACUACACAUACUGGAACUGAAGAUGGCACGGGGGGUUGCAGAGAGGAGGAUCAGUUCACUGAAUCGCACUAACAGGGUUCAAGUGAGCGCCGCUUUGUCAGACAAAUACAGGAACCAGACUAAUGACACAAUGUAUGGGGCUCAGUUCAACAGAGGUUUGUGGAGAGGUGGAGGGACAGACUCGACUGCCCAGAAGACUGUAAAAGAAAAUAACAACAUGGACAGUAUGGCAGGAGGAGAUGCAGAAAUAUCUGAAGUUGACACAGUACUGAUUAAGGACGAGAUGUUUGAGGAGGACCAAACACAGCAGAGACUGUUCAUCAGAGAUGACGGAGUAACAGAGACUCCAUCACAGACUGGAGUGGCAGGCUUUGGCGAUGUUCAGAUGCAGAAAGAUGAUGAUAAGUUCUCCAGGAUGCAGCAACAGUCUUUGGAGCAGCAAAGGGAGGUGGAAGAUGGAGAACCAGAUACAAUAGUGAUAAAAGAUGAUCUGAAUGACCCAUUGGAAGAAAGCCAGACACAAGAAGCCAUACAUGUGCAAGAUGAAGAGUCGAGGACAGACAUUUGUAAUGGAAGACUUUCUACCUCACCAGCCAAAAGCACAGUGGCGUUUGGAACAGAAGAGCCAAUAGAGUCCGAUUUUUCCCAUUGGAGGGAAAGUGGACUGGAUAGGGGCCAGAAGACCAACAACAUACUAGGUGCGGUGGAAUCCAGUCCAAGUAGUUCUCAACAUUAUCAUUACCACAAGUCUGCUGUUCGACCUAGCAAAGGUCUAACAACAGGAGAAACAGCAGCUCACACAAGCUCGGGGCACUGGGGAGCAGUGAAAAUCAGUACCUCACUCCCAAACCAGCUUAUAAUUAGCAAAGAAAGGAUAGCCACUGAGACACCAGGAACAGAGUGCUCGUCAUAUGAAAGACCUGCAGAGCAUAAAAGUCGCUUUACAUGUUGGACCUCCUCUGUGCAACCAUCUUGCUCAUAUACCACAGAGUCCUACCAGGAUCAAGACUGUAUGCUGGUUGAAUCAAUCAGAGGCUCAAAGGGUGGACUGAAUGCUCCAUCGUCUACCCGAACACAUGCUGUUAGAAGCUCAGAUGCAGCAGAAGGACCCAUCAGCGAAGAGGAAGGGGAGAAUCAAGCCAUCAUUUUGAGGCAAGGCCUAACCAAACUAUUAGGCCACAUUAGUAGGCCAGAAGGGAUUCAGACAGAGAACGCAUGUAAGACAAACUCCUCACAUUUCACUGUGAUUCCCCAAAUGAUUACCAGCUUAACCCAGCCUCUUGCUGGGCUCCAACUUGCAAAUUACAUGGAGAAAGGUAAAAAGAAAAACUACGUUUGUAAGUACUGUGGAAAAGCCUUUUCCGGAAUGUCCAAUCUUGUGGCACACCAGCGCGUGCAUACUGGGGAGAAGCCUUUUAGGUGUAAUACUUGUGGGAAGCUCUUCACAGAAGCAGGUAACCUGAAGAAACACCAUAGAGUUCACACAGGAGAAAAGCCCUUCAUAUGUAGCCGCUGUGGGAAGCGAUUCGCCUGGAUUUGCAACCUCAAGACACAUCAGCAGUCAGCCUCCUGUGGAGUCUGAAGACACAUUUAAUGAAACACAUCUGAUGACAAUGUAGGGCUUCCAACUUAUGGCUUCUCGUAAACCCAUCUUUUGAAACCUUAAAGCUUUUAAAAAUGAUAAAUGGCCAAGUAGAUUUAGCAAAAAUACGACUGGAAAUAUAAAAGAAAAUUUAACUAGAUUUUGGUGAUAUACAGAAAUAAGUGCACGUUUGUCCAUGAAUUGUAAUAUUAACAAUGAACAGCAGGUGGUGGACGAGCACAAAUAAAUAAGCGUGAAUCGGUGUUGUUUUUCCUUCAUAAUAUUAGUUGAAUUGCCUCGAACGUUACAUUAUGCGGAACUCGACUCCAUAUUUUAUAUUAGUUUGUAGUAUAGUUUUAACGAUGAGAAUAGGAAGAAUGGAUUUAUUUUGGCUAAAAUAAAUGUACUAUCAGCCCGGCUAGCUCAGUCGGUAGAGCAUGAGACUCUUAAUCUCAGGGUCGUGGGUUCGAGCCCCACGUUGGGCGAAGUUGUUUUUUUCAUUAUUUAACUUAUUUAUUAUUACCAAAAACAAAACCAGACAUAAUGGAACAAUGUUCCAGAGCAUGGUUAUUUCAACACAUUUUUUAAACGAUAUAGUAAUUUUGAGGUCCUAAUUAUGCACCAUGUGGACUAUAUUCAGAUUUACGUUUUAUUCAUUUAAUUAAAAAAUCAUCUUUGUAGCUAUGUAGAGUCUCAGGGCGUAGAAUCAAGUGUCAUAACCACCAGUUGGUGAUCAUUUUAGAGAGCAGCAGGAUAAUUGCAGAGUACAAUAAUUAAAACUGAAAUAAAAUAGAUAGUCUAAUCACUUAAAACCCCGUUGAAGAGCCAUUGAGGAUUAUGAUCGGGAUUGCAAUAUGGAUGAAACUGGGGUAAGCGAUGAAAAAUGCUUAAGGGGAUGGGAUGUUAGUAGAAGUUGAUUUCGAUAUAUCGACCUCUGGGUUAUGGGACCAGCACGCUUACGCUGCGCGUGAUAUUUCAAGCAUGUCUUGAGCAAUGUUUGAAGUGUAUACAUAAGGCGUUUUGGUCAUUUUAUUAAGUUCCAAAUUUCAUUUUGAAAUAAUAUGUAUUUGUUGUUAGGUACAUUUGUCAGUGCGGUUUUGCAGACUGUUUUUUUUUUUUUUUUUUUUAACAUACCAGCAUCCGGAAUUUAUCGUAUAUCCGACAUUGCUUUAUUUAUGGUGUUAAAAAACAAUGAUUCACUAUACUACCUCCUGGAAUUAUUAGACUUUAAACAGACGAGUGCAGUGCUGGAUAGCGAAAAAACAAACAUUGUUUGGCUGAAAAUCGAAGCGAGGCCGCAGCGUAAAGAGUAUGGAAGCCUAACCACAAGACCAGAUAUACUCGAGCUACUUUUUUAUGAAGGGCCAAAAAUCAAACUUGAUUGAGGGCAGUGGGUCAAAAGUAAACGUUGCAUAUAUCAAACUGUAUUAUUUUAAAAUUAAAUAUUAAUACUGUAAAACACACAAAACUAGUGAUUUGAAGAUCAGAUCAUUUUAUUGACUUGAAUCUUUGAGUCUCGUUCAGCAAAAUUAAUCUUUAUUUAAGUCAUUUUGUUCAUUUGAGCGGAAUUAAAUUAAAAUGUUAUAUUUUCAAUAGCCAAAUCCCACCCAACACGUCUACUUAUGCAAACUUUGAUUAUAGUCCCAAUAAGUAAAAAUUGAUAAUGCAGCC
Messenger RNA from Myxocyprinus asiaticus (Chinese sucker), 3571 nucleotides. RefSeq names its product sal-like protein 1. The record is from RefSeq and is a predicted model, not a curated record. Gene Ontology annotation, cellular component: cytoplasm; nucleus. The transcript is spliced from 8 exons. Gene Ontology annotation, biological process: regulation of transcription by RNA polymerase II; cell fate commitment. The coding region runs from base 158 to 1900 and encodes 580 amino acids. Lineage: Eukaryota; Metazoa; Chordata; Actinopteri; Cypriniformes; Catostomidae. Gene Ontology annotation, molecular function: histone deacetylase binding; DNA-binding transcription factor activity; RNA polymerase II cis-regulatory region sequence-specific DNA binding.